CUUAUCAUAUAUAUAUAUUCAUAUAUUCUUUUUUAAUUGUAAGCCUAUACUUAUAUUUUAUUUCAUUGAGUAAAAAUCGAAUUUGAAAUAAUAUGCUAUUCAAAUUUAUAAUAAAAAAUACAAGACGAAGAAAGAGCAUUAAAUAUGCAGAUGAUAUCGAUUAAAUAGUCCGAGUGAAUCAUUGAAAUAAACUCUGACAAUCUUGAUCACCCUCGUUAAUCCAUUGUUAGUCUAAGCGCUCUCAGUUCUAGCUUGUUAUUGUUUGUAGAGGUCAAAUGAAAGCCCCGCCCAUGAAUUACGGAGUAGCCAAUCAGCGAUCAGAACAGAUGGCGAUCUUGGCGGAAUCUUGUGGAAAAUGACGUCACUGAACAUAUUGCUUUGUGCGGUGAAGAAUCGAGUCAUAAAGGUAAAAGUGCGCGCUUUAAACUGUAGCGGACAAAGAUUCAACGGAACAACGAAGAAUAUUUAUGAAACGAAACAGUCCACAUGCUUGGCAUAAUCAACCAGACGUCCACAAAGAUGCCAGCUAACAUGUUUUCGGAAGUGAAUGCAACCCAAGUUCACGAGGACCAUCGCGCACUGCAACUUGCGUUCGAGCUCUCGGUUCUGAGGAUGAAUGGGGAAGAUGAGGUUCCAAACCUCGCAUCAUCAACCAUAGACGCUGAAACGAGGAAACGUAGUGCAAACAUGACGGAAUGUGUACCCGUCCCUAGUUCGGAGCAUGUAGCUGAAAUUGUAGGCAGACAAGGAUGCAAGAUUAAAGCCUUGAGAGCCAAGACGAACACGUAUAUAAAAACACCAGUCCGUGGGGAAGAGCCUGUAUUUGUCGUGACGGGACGAAAGGAAGAUGUUGCCAUGGCAAAACGAGAAAUUCUCUCAGCAGCGGAGCAUUUCAGUCAGAUCAGAGCAUCGCGACGAAACAGCAGUGUGUCCAGUUCAUCAUCGGUCACUACUGCUGGGCCAAAUGGCCCACCCAGCCCCAGCACACCAGGCCAGGUUACAAUCCAAGUACGUGUGCCCUACCGUGUGGUGGGGCUCGUCGUGGGACCCAAAGGAGCCACAAUCAAGCGGAUUCAACAACAGACGCACACCUACAUUGUGACCCCUAGUCGUGACAAGGAGCCCGUGUUCGAAGUUACUGGGUUGCCAGAAAAUGUGGAUAAAGCCAAAAUGGAAAUUGAGAGCCACAUCGCUAUCCGCACUGGGGGUGUUAUCGAUGGACAGAAUGAAGAUGACUUUCAAACCAAUGGCAUCGACUCCGGAUUUCAUGAAUUACAUGGAAAUUCAGAAAUAUUUCAAGGUUUUGGCAAGGCUCAUAAUGGACUAAAUGCUUUGAAUAAUUUUCAUAAUCUCCAGAACGGAAAUGCUCUACACAAUGGUGACACCAACAUUUUCAGUUUUCCAACUGUCAAUGGAUCUAAAAUGGGCGAUUUCUCUUUGGGAAAUAUGAUAGGAAACUUCAACUGCUUUGGAAGUUUUGACAACGAUGAAGGCCUUGGUGGGUCCCCCUCCUUCGAUCCUUUCCUUCCUUCCCACUCUGUGUGGUCAGACAUGGACAACUCUAAUCUGGUGUCCAGCGUCUUCACCACCAGUACUGGUAACUCCAACCGUGGCCCAAGUAGCCUUGGAAACAGCACCCCACGUCAGAUGUCUCCUUCCAUCACUGACUCGCCUACCAGUUCAUCCAAUGGGAAUUCAAGCAGCAAUCCUCCAUCUCCACCUCUUAAUCUCAUUGAAGGUGGCUUGCUCAAGUCAUCACUGAAUGGGACCCAGGGCUCAACUUUCCCACAUACCUCUGGGGUGGACAUGGGACUGGCCACCAGUUUAUCAUCUGCCAUUACCACAGCAUCCUUAGAGAAAACAUCAGGAGGCGUCUCCAUUCCUGUGCAGGUUCCCAUGGUAAACGGUCGUCCACGACGACAGUGCUUAAUGUGUUCAGAUAGUGAAAUCGUGGCUGCCCUCGUUCCAUGUGGACAUAAUCUCUUCUGUAUGGAGUGUGCGAAUCUGAUCGUGGAAAAACCCGUCAGUGACCGGAGCUGCCCAGUUUGCCACCAAACCAUUUCUCAGGCAAUGCGCAUAUUCACGUAACAAUUUGGUUUAAAAAUCUGAGAAAAUCCCCCUCCCCAAAAAAAGCAAACCAACACAAAAACUAUGGAACAGAAUCCUUAAACAGUGUGCAUUUUGUUCAUUACAUAUUGAGAUUAUGUUUUAUAUAUAUCUACGUAAUUGGAUUUUUCUGUUAGUGAGGAUCCUUCUGGACUUGACAAGCAGUGCUAUGCAAUGCAAAAGCGGACUUUUUUCCUAUCAGAAAGCACCAGCCAUUGUAUUCCCAUCUCUUGAAAGCCUGACGUUGAUUUGGCAGACUGUGGAAGGCAAUUCAGGACAUACCUCACUUCAAGCAGCCGAAGUCAGCCAUUUUAAUUCCAGCAGUGAAGUGGACCAAAUGAACUGCAGGCUUUAGACACAUUAUUAUUUUUCUAGCCUUAAUUAGUUGUAUAUCUAUUAAUCAGCAAGCACAGUAGUUUAAUUUUUUAUUUGCAAAAGAAUUUAUUUUUAUAUCCAAUGUCUCAUUGUUAACUAUAGUAUUGGUUGUUUAAGAGAGUGUGUGAAUGUAUAUAUAGAGAAAUCACCAACAGACUUAGCUUUACCAUUGCCGUUUUUUUGUAUACACUAUUUUUUGAUUCAGUUGAACAUUGUGAACCAGUUGACAUUGCUGGCUUUGAUUCAGAGAGUGAACCAAUGAAUGUAGGAGCGAAUCCCCUGUUCUCAUGGAUAAAUUUCCCCAUUAUUUUUGUACGGAGUCAGAUAAAGUUUCAUGUGUUCAUUACAACCUAUCAAAUAGAUUGGUUUUUUUAAAGAUGUUUAAAUGUUCAUUUCCAUGCACCCAUUAUCAGACUCAGCUCUUUUUCCUCUUGUAUUGAUAUAUAUAUAUGCAAUGAAAUGGAAUAGUUUAUUUUUCAACGGCACCAAUCGUAGAUUUUUUGUUGUCAAAAUGUUUGUCAAAUUUACUGUCCAUUCAUCUUGAAUCUAUAUAUAUCUAUAUAUGUACAUGAUGCAUAUAUAUAUAUAGAUAUAUGUACAUAGUGUGUAAUUUUACCUUUUUUGUUGAGUGUAUAAGGACGAUUGCUGGUCAAGAAAAUACCCAGACACAAACGGAUGUCGCCCCCACGUCCUUGGAAUAUUUUUCUACACCUUUAUGUAAGUGUGAAUCGGUUUACAAUAUGUUCCCUUUGAAAUAUAUUUUUAUAUAUAUGACUGUAUUGUAUGUGAUAUUGAAUAUAUAAGCUUCCAUUGCGGUAUAUUAUGUGUAUCCUUAAGCAUGUGGCUUCUUUCCUCUUAUCUCCGACUUACUAAAUCUAUCAGAAUUUUUUCAACAUGGUAAGAAAUAAAACUUACCAAUUUACUCCACAAUUUAAAAAAAAUGUCCAAAAAAAAAAAAUCACUAUUUUCAGAUAUACCAGAACACCCCACAUGUUAAUUUUCUGUUUUUCAAAAUUUCCAUGAUAUUUAUAUAUACAUAUUAUAUGUAUGUACCAAGUCAUUUGAUAUCUAGAAGUAAUAUCAAAGAGUAAUCAUACCAACAUUACUGUGCAAUAAGUCUGUUUAAUCAAAUAUGUUACUCUCAGUCACUCACAACAUGUCACCUAUGUAUACAGUUAGAUCUGUUUGCCAUAUCAGUUUUUCUAGGUUUUGUUAUGUAAAGCAUAAUUUUGUUGUAAACGUCAUAUCUUAACUUUCAAGGUUGUGUUGUUGUGCAGACAUUAAAACUGCACUUGUGUUAUAGAUAUUCUAUACAAUAUGCCUAUAUGGUGCUCUGUUUUUAAGUUUGCCAAUUUUAUUUCCAUGGAACUGCUAAAGUGUUGCUUGGAAUAUAAAGUUAAUGAUAGAGAAAGCAUAGGGCCGAUAUUAUUUUAUAAAUCUGCCUUUGUUUUUUGAUGAGAUGGUCCCAUUUGAGUAGUUGCUGUAUGAGUUUCUUUUUCUUUGUUGCAUGUUCCAUUAAUUAUAUGUCUAGUAUUAGAUUUUCAUUAGAGAUUAUUUUGUUGAUGCUAUAAUUAGAAAAUGGUCCAAAGCUUUUAUUUUCGAAUCUGAUCAAAUUUGGACUUUCGGAGGGAAAAUUAAAUGAGUUGUUUUAGUGCAGUGUGAAUUGAAUAUCAAAUUUUAUUACCAAAGCCACGGUUUACCAUGUCAAAAGAGAAUCUUUUUUAUUAUUUUUUUUUAAUUUCUCUGUUACGCAGGGUACUUAUUCACAACACACUCUUCUGCUCAAAAGUGUUAUUUGAUCAUGGAAAAGUAGUAUUUUAGUAGUUCAUGGGAGCAAAAAAAAACUUAAAAUCAUGCCAGAAAAAAAUACCCCCACUUCAUAACCAAAGAUAUUAAGUGUAUUGUUUUCCGGAGCUAGUCAGACAUUUUAGAAUCAUUCAUCAUGUAAAACAUUUUAUGCUCAUUUUAGUAUCUCACAAUUGUUUUUUUUUUCUGUCUUUUAAUUGUAAUUCAUAAUGUCAAAAAAAAAAAUACCAAACCAUAUUCAAUGUUUUCAAGUUUGCAAUUAGAUGAUUCUUGCCUUUUAUUUUUAUAUACAAUCUAAUGGAUAAUAUUGAUGUGUGUGAGUAACCCACUACAAACUAUUUAUGCAUAAUGUAUCACUGUAUGUGGAUGGAACACUGUGUAAUGGUAUUGAUGCACUUUCAUAUGUAAAGCAGAUCUGAAAAUUACCCCAUCUACUGUGUACACAGAGCCUGGCUUCUCUUCCAGACAAAGAGAUCUACUAAUUAUGCAAUUUCCCAUUUACAUAGUAAAUCACUAACUCACUGUUUAGCAAAUCUUGGUCUCUAUUCAAGGCCCACUGCAUUUGUUUCUUUUUAAAGUCUAUUUUAUCCAGUUGUCAAAAGAAAUAUUUUACAAAUACUGUUGAAGUAGAUGACAAUAUUUUAUUCCUAUGAUAUAAGAAUGGCAUUGAAUGGUGACACUUAAUUGACCUUGACCUCAGUUCAAGGUGGUGACUCCUAGUCAGGAUCACAUGACAGCAAAGACCAUUGAAAUGUGUAUAAGGGAUGAAAUGUAUGUAGUAUUGACAUAAUGAGAUAUAUCUGACAAUUAUAUAGGUAUGAAUGUAUAAUUUAUUUUAAUGGCCUUUAUAUCAAGCGCAGUGUACUUGUAUCUGAAAAAACAACCCUCCGGAUUUGCUUUUUAAUCGAAUCGCACUGUAUUCAAAUGUAGUGAACAAAUUAUUGCAGUAUUAUAUAAAGACGAACAGAUAACUUAUGUAAAAAUACUUGUAACCUUGUUGUGAUUUUGAGAGUAAUAUAUACUGAAGCUUGGACUAUCUUGUCUUGUAUAGAGCUCCAUGUUUAGAUAGUGUUUUGUAUUUUAAUAUUAUUUACUAAUGUAUCGUAUGUCAAGUUUUUGAUUAUUGAUGCAACUGUUUGACAAAAAGUAUAAAGAUAUUUUUUAUUUUAUCUGGGUCUCCAGUAGAGGCUCCUGAAUAUUAUAUUUGGUGAAAUUAUAAAAAAAAAAAAUGUAAAGUUUUAUUUUUCUGCAAAUAAAAAUCUUACCGAAUAGU
Ostrea edulis (European flat oyster) is the source of this 5560-nucleotide messenger RNA. RefSeq names its product RNA-binding protein MEX3B-like. Lineage: Eukaryota; Metazoa; Mollusca; Bivalvia; Ostreida; Ostreidae. The transcript has 2 exons. The record is from RefSeq and is a predicted model, not a curated record. Gene Ontology annotation, molecular function: RNA binding. The coding region runs from base 487 to 2088 and encodes 533 amino acids.